AUGGGAGAGUUCGUCAAGGAUCUAAAUCAGACCUUUGUUGUUCUGAUUCUGAAGAAAAUGGGUGCUAACUGCUUUGAUGAUUUCCGCCCUAUCAGCCUUUGCAAUUUUACUUACAAGAUCAUCUCCAAGUUGUUGGCAAAUCGGCUGCGCCCUCUCCUCAAGGGUUUAAUUUCCCCCUUUCAAUCGGCUUUUGUGCCUGGAAGAUGGAUUGCUGAGAAUAGUAUAAUGGCUCAUGAAGUUUUAGAUUCCUUCAAGAAACUCAAGGGCCGGGAGGGGUUUGUUGGUCUGAAGCUGGAUAUGUCUAAAGCCUAUGACCGAAUUGAAUGGGGCUUUCUAGAGCGUACGUUACAAGCUUUCGGUUUUGAUGCCAGAUUUAUUGGUUGGAUUAUGUACUGUGUGAGUUCGGUCUCGUGGUCUAUCUUGUUGAAUGGGGGCCCCUUGAAGCAAUUUAAGCCGUCUCGUGGCCUCCGCCAGGGAGAUCCCCUAUCGCCAUACUUGUUUAUCCUCUGCAGUGAGGUUCUCUCUCGGAUGCUCUUGGCAAAGGAAGCUGAGGGUCUAAUCAGUGGUUUUAAGGUGAGCCGCUGCAGCCCCUCGAUAUCCCACCUUAUGUAUGCUGACGACACCUUUGUUUUUUGUAAGGCGACUAUCGAGGAAGUGAACACCGUUCUUGAUUGUAUCAAUGAGUACGGGGCGUGGUCGGGGCAACGGCUGAAUGUGCAGAAAUCAGCCUAUGUCUUCUCAGAUAAUACGGCCCGGGACACGCAGCUUGAGAUUGUAGAGAGGCUUGGGUUUCGUAAGCUGGGCUCGGAGGAUAAGUUCCUGGGCAACCCGAUUCUGUGGACUAAAAGUAAAAUGAAAGAUUUCAAGUUUUUAAAGGAUAAGAUCCUUGCUAAGAUUGAAGGGUGGCGAUGUAAACUUUUGUCUCAAGCGGGAAGAGCUACCCUUAUCAGAUCAGUGGCCCAAAGUGUCCCUAUGUACUCGAUGUCCUCUUUCCUCCUCCCUAAGGGUCUCUGUAGAGAGCUUGAUCAAGCGAUUCGCAAAUUCUGGUGGACAGGAGGAGGUGACAAAGAUCGCUAUUUGGCCCUUGUGGAGUGGGAUGCCUUAUGUCUCCCGAUGGACCGGGGAGGUCUUAAUUUCAAGAAGUUUGAGGAUAUUAACUUGGCCCUUCUGGCGAAACUUGGGUGGAAACUUGCUUCAGGCGAUACCUCUCUCUGGUGUACCAUUUUCAAGGAAAAAUAUUGGGGCAGAAGUGGUCAAUCCUUUUGGACCGCCUUGCUGCCUGGUAACGCUUCUUUCGGAGCUCGUGGUAUUUUGGCUACAAGGGAUCUUAUUAGGAAGGAGUCUUGCUUCAUUAUUGCCAAUGGUAAUUCGGUGGACCUGUGGAAUUCCCCUUGGAUCCCUUGGUUAGAGUGGAACUCCUUCAGAGCUGCCUUUAAUCCAAUGAUUGUGCCUACGUCACUUAAAGUGUCUUCCUUGCUCAAUGAUGAGGGGGAAUGGGACCCUCUGCUUUCCCACAGGUGGUUGGUUCCUAGUGUGGCUAGCUCUCUUCACCUGAUUAAGAGUCUCCCAAGCUCUCAGCAUGAUCUCCUGGUGUGGAAGGAUGCAACCGAUGGAAUGUUCUCCCCUAAGGUUGCUUAUCAGUCCAUUAUAAAACAGAGAGGUAACAACUUCGAUGUGAUUUGGAAUCGUAUUUGGAAGCUAAAAAUUACUGAGAGGUUGAAGAUGUUUCUGUGGAAGUUGGGUAGGGAUGCCCUUCCUUUUGGCAGCCGAUUGCAAAGGAUUUUUGGUAACCUGGUAAAUUGUGUGUUGUGUGGUGAGAAUGUGGACUCCUGGUUGCAUCUCUUCUGCCAUUGCCCGCUAGCUAAGGCUACUUGGUUUGGUAGCCAAUGGGUGAUCCGAGGUGAGAAUCUGAACUUCCCUUCUCCUAGAGAUUUUAUCCUUUGGUUGCUUGAUCCUGGCUUUUUAGGAAGUGCUAGCAUAGAGGAUAGAGAGGCCUUUUCCAGGUUUGGAAUUUGUCUGUGUGAUGAGCUCUGGAAUGCUAGAAACAAAGCCUAUCAUGAACAGGAGUUUCCGACUUGCUUAGCGAAAGUUAAUUCAGCGUGUUCGGCCAUGAGAAGGGCCUGGGAGGAACCUGUCCGGAUCGAUGUCCAGGUGGGUUGGGAUUUUGAUAGGGAUCGGCUCAAUGGAAGAAGAACUGUGUAUGUCGAUGCGGCUUGCAAAGACUUGCGGGCGACAGCGGGUAUAGUGUCGAAGGAGGUGGACGGAAGACUCUCCGGAGCUCUUACGGUUCAGCUGACUGUUUCAAAUCCUCUUGAGGUGGAAACUUUAGCCUUGUACCAUGUUGUCCUGUGGUGUGUUUCCCAAAACUGGCGCCAAGUUGUUUUCGUCUCCGAUUGCCAAUCGCUGGUGAAGGGAAUCCACAGUCGUGCAGCCCCUAAUUGGCGUCUGGCAUCGUCAUUUUGGCUGCUGCUACAUGCUAUUGACAUGCUCCCUCUGGGCGAAUUUGUUUGGCUCCCACGUACUCUGAAUCAGGUGGCUCAUAAUGUGUGUCAAUGGACUUUUAAUUUUCCUUUUUCUGGUGUGCUUUCUGCUGAGGACUUGGCCCCUCUUGUGGUCAUGUAA
Cannabis sativa is the source of this 2622-nucleotide messenger RNA. RefSeq lists its product as uncharacterized. Bases 1 to 2622 code for a protein of 873 amino acids. The transcript has a single exon. The record is from RefSeq and is a predicted model, not a curated record. NCBI's taxonomy places the organism in Eukaryota, Viridiplantae, Streptophyta, Magnoliopsida, Rosales, Cannabaceae. Gene Ontology annotation, molecular function: nucleic acid binding; RNA-DNA hybrid ribonuclease activity.